UCUAGAUUUACCCUAGCUAAGCUUCCUUGUUCGCUCUGCAUACUCCAAAAUGUCUACCUUACUGAUCCAAUAAAAUAAACCCUCUCAAAUUCUCCGCAAAAAUGCGCUCUGUAACCACAAAAAUGAGCUCCAAAUCCUUCAUCAGACUCUUCACCUUCACUCCAAAACCCAUCUCUCGUUCCCUCUGCACUGCUUCUGCAACCUCCACUGCCUCCGAGACUCGAACCCAGAAACUUGAGCGCAUUGCCGACGAGCUCCUUGACCUUACUAAGCUCGAGAGACACGAUUAUGCGAUUCUCUUCCGCCACAAAAUGGGACUCCAUCGUUAUGGCCCCGCUCUUUCUGGGACCGUUUUAUCGGGCCCAGCUGCCCCUGGAUCCGCACCGGCGGAUGCCAAGCCAGCGGCGGAGAAGACGGUGUUCGACAUUAAACUGGAGAAAUUCGAUGCCGCGGCGAAGAUCAAGAUUAUAAAAGAAGUUAGGACUUUUACAGAUUUGGGUUUAAAGGAGGCUAAGGAUUUAGUGGAGAAAGUGCCUGUGGUUUUGAAGAAAGGGAUCACUAAAGAGGAGGCUAAUCCCAUUCUUGAGAAGCUCAAAGAAUUGGGGGCUACUGUGGUACUGGAAUGAAAUUUCUUCCUUCUUUUUUUUUAUUUUCCAUUCUGGGUUCUCUGUAAUUUUUGUUCUGAUGUAGAAUACUACAAUAUUUACCAUAAUUGAUAACUGGAAAUCAUUAUUGGAGCACUAACUUGGCAGGUGGUGUCAAUGUUUUUCCUGGAUUUUUUUUUCUGUUGCUGAGGUUUUCAGUGUUGAGGUGAUUAUCUGCUUCAUGAUUAGCUUUGAGCUUUGGGAUUGAAUAUUAAUGAGAAGAAAUUCUGCAUGAGUUCAAGGGGUUAGUUGAUCAUGUGAAAGUGAUGCUAUUCUUUUUGAAAUGAGAUCAUCUUGAACUGCUUGCUGCUUGAUGCACAGUAGUAGCUUGUAGUUGAGUCGAUGAGUUUAUUUUGGCAUGUAGAGUUGUUAAAACUAUGUUUAUGUAAACAUUAUCUUUAAGUGUUUGUGAUAAAUGAAAAUGUUAGGAUAACCAUCAAGGAUUCAA
Messenger RNA from Hevea brasiliensis (rubber tree), 1092 nucleotides. RefSeq lists its product as uncharacterized. Gene Ontology annotation, biological process: translation. Gene Ontology annotation, molecular function: structural constituent of ribosome. Lineage: Eukaryota; Viridiplantae; Streptophyta; Magnoliopsida; Malpighiales; Euphorbiaceae. The transcript has a single exon. The record is from RefSeq and is a predicted model, not a curated record. Bases 102 to 626 code for a protein of 174 amino acids. Gene Ontology annotation, cellular component: ribosome.